Molecule: messenger RNA, 525 nt
Organism: Camelina sativa (false flax)
Lineage: Eukaryota; Viridiplantae; Streptophyta; Magnoliopsida; Brassicales; Brassicaceae
Source: RefSeq, a predicted model, not a curated record
AUGUUCCCUUUCCUAGUCAACCGCUGGAACCUCCGUGGAAAAGCUGUGGGCUCAGAUCUAGGUCGAGGAAUGUUCCAAUUCCGGUUUGACCUAGUAGAAGAUCUUCAACAGGUGCUAGAAAAUGGACCAUACCACUUUGACCAGUGGAUGAUCAUCCUUCAGAAAUGGGAACCCAUAAUCUCUAAGAACUUUCCAUCACAAAUCCCGUUAUGGGUGGAGAUACAUGGUUUGCCAAAACACUUUUGGCAAACAGAGAUGUUGUCAGUUAUAGGAGAAGAACUUGGCCAAGUUCUCCAAACUGAUAUUACCCCAGCCACUGCGAAAGUCAGAGUUCUCUUGAAUGGCCUUCAACCCCUAACAAAAGAGUCAGUUGUGGAGUUCGCAAAUGGUGAGGAGAUAGUUGUCACUCUAGAUUACAAAAACCUGAAGUCUCACUGCCACCAUUGUCAUCACCUAACGCAUGAAACAAAGCAAUGUCCAGGCCUCCUAACCAAAAAAGAAGCUUCUCCACCGCCACCUGAUUAG